CUACAUUACCAUUCGCGUGCGUGCUURACCUCCGUGGGUGGAACCGCACGGACCCACUCGCUUCCGUUGGCUUCGGUGCUUCGCACCCACCGUUCCCGGUGCCGGUGCGUUGCGGGAGGGGGUUCGCCCGGGCCUUCCUCGUCGCUCGGCCAGUCCCCGCCCAUGCUUUCGGAGCAAGGGGGGUCGCGGUGGGACGAGGAGGAGGAGGAGGAGGGCACCCCGGUUCCCUUCGGCACGGGGUUGGGAUCCCCCAAAAGGUCGCCGCCGGCUCCUUUUUCGGUCGGGUUCCGGUCCCCGCACGGUGCGCGUUCGCGUUCUCCCCACGCCGGGCACCACCCGUCCAGGGACAGGUCGGACUCCUCCGAGCGGUUGGGGGCCACCCCCAGCUCGACCACCACCGGGACGCCCUGGGCGUCGGUUCCGAGGGUGGCGGAAGGCUCCCGCUGCUCCRGGGAGCCCUUCCCGGGAAGGUGCCUGCGCGAGCCCCACCCCUGGGGGGGGGGACAGCUGCUCGAAGAGGGCCCGGAUCUCCGGGAGCUCGUCGCACGGGCCGAUCUUGUGCAAGAGCUCGCUGCGCCCGCACCGGUGGGCCCUUCCGCUUAGACGGCGCCUGGGGCCGGCCCGGUGGCUUGGAGCAGCAGCAGCAGCGAGGGGCCCGGCCCGCCGGGGAUGGGCGGUUCUCGAUACCAUGGAAUGGUGUGUGUAUGUGUGUGUGUGCGUGCGGAUAGUGGUGGUGGUGGUGGUGGUGGUGGUGGUGUCGUGCCUGGACGCCUCGUGUCGUGUCGUGUCGCCGAGGGGGUGGUGUCGUGCUUGGUUUGGUUUAAUGGGACAAACUCGCCGCAAGAAAGGAUUUUUCUUUCGUUCGAAGAGCAACAGCGAACAACAGAAGCGAGGGUUUGCGGCGGAGUGACGGAAUUCCGGGGGGGGGGGGAGUGUUGUUCGCGGGAUGGAGCAUCGCGCAACGACGGCAUCCCUCUGCGAUGCAAACCAAACCCACYGGUGAACAAAGCAGUGGCUACAGGUACGGGUCCCCGCUGCCGUUCGGGUUGACAGGCAUGUGUCAAUCCGUACAGUAUGUACGGUACUCGCACGAUGGUUCCAAGCUUUUUCGGUUCGGUUUGCGACGCAAGAACCAUUGCGUUCGGAGUUUCGGUUCGCACUCCCAGCCGUUCGACGAUCGGCGGAGACGYAGAGCGAACCAGGAUGGUUCGUAAUUCACUCGGCUUAAGAGAGAAACAGAUUUUGUAUGUGUAACCCCUCUUCGGCUAGGAAAGAAUAUUCGCAAGCAAAAAGAUAGGUGCAGCAACUCUAAUAUACAAGUGGACACUUU
Messenger RNA from Pseudo-nitzschia multistriata, 1330 nucleotides. The record is from the annotation of a GenBank genome assembly. NCBI's taxonomy places the organism in Eukaryota, Bacillariophyta, Bacillariophyceae, Bacillariales, Bacillariaceae.